GGGGCGGGGCGAGGGGGCGGAGGGGUGCACGCGCACGCUGAGUAUAGUCGCUAUUAAAGAGCCUGCGAGCAGCACAGAGGAUUAAUCUCUACAAUGGGUGUUAAACUGUACUACACGACCGUCACCGCUUCAAGAGAGGUGAAAUCCCAGCAGGGUGAAGUGAUGCGCAUAUUAGAGAGUAAGAACAUCCGGUUUGAACUGAUUGACAUUUCUGUGGGCGGGGACGUCCGGGAUGAGAUGAGAACCAAGUCGGGUAACCCUAAAGCUGCCCCUCCGCAGAUUUUCAAUGAAGAUCAGUACUGUGGGGACUAUGAAAUGUUUUCUGAGGCGGUAGAGUCGGACACAGUGGAGAAGUUUCUCAAGAUUGCAUGAGAGUCCUACCUGGUAGCAUCCAAUGCCUUUUCCUCUGCUUUGCUGGUCCAGGAGUCCUAAAAUGAAGACCUGCCUCGUGUCCUCUGCUCAUUGGCAAUGUCUACCAUUCUUUGUAUCUAUGCCAUUUUAAUAUGCCAAACACAUGUUCCUGUCUGCCAUGCAGUGACCUGAAAGCACAGAGUACUCCACUGGAUUUGCCCUAAUUAUUUUUAAUAUGGUUGGUCAUGUUGUCAGUAUUCAUUUGUGCACGAAUCAGCGCUGUCAUUGAUUUUUCUGUUUCUAAAUGUAAUUAGUUAUGUUGCUGGAAUCAGUGGAGCUCCAGAAUAUGGAGUAAAUAGAUAAUCUAAUCUCGAUUGAAAUCACUUUCUACUUAAUCUGAAUCUAAUCUACACUCAAACACAACAAAAACCUGAUCUCCUGUGGACCAAAAAAUAUCAGUUACCUAUAUAUAUAUAUAUAGUCUUAUUUUUUUUUAUCUGUUGUCCUUUACAGUUGCUUGUCUUAUCUUGACAAACCAAGUCCAUGUGAUUAGUGGACAGCAUGCUAAAUUUAAUCGUAAGGCAUUCCUUAAAAAUAGUGGCUGCUUUUGCAUUUUGAUGCGGACCAGGUGAAUAUGACCUUCAGUACCACCAACUGCUCUGAAAACACUGUUUAAAGUCUCUGUAUAUGUGGCAAGAUGAAAAAUGUUACCAAGGUUCAUAGAAUGAAAGCAUUCCAUUGUAUUCAAUUGUGCCAAUAAAUGUCCCUGAAAAUGCAGUUUCCACAUUAAUACAGUCUCCUCUUCUGAAACAUGAGCUUUGCUGUGGUUAGAGCUUGUAUUCCAGAAAAGCCCAAUAAUCUUAAGAGUCAAAAAUUACAGUAUUUUAAAGUGAGAAAUAAUUGGCAGGUUGGUCUUAUAAUUGUUUAUUAUGACCCAUAUGGCUGCCUGGACCCUUUAAUGUCACAAGAUUCUGAUAAUGAACUGAAUGUCUGCAUGUCCAUGAUAAAUACCUUCAUUCCUUUAGGAGCAGUCUAGUUCAGUUCUUCUACAGAAUGGCAACACAUUAAUCUGAAAGUUUCUGCAUUAUCUAAACUGUAGUUCCAGGACGUGUCUGUAAUCCAACAUCUCUAUUUCAGACCAGACUUUCAUUCAUUUGUCUUCACUAACUGCUUGCUAAGGGUUGCAGUGGAUCCAGAACUGGUUCUGGUAACAAUUUAGUGCAGCCAGUCCGCCUGCCUGCCUGUUUCUGGGCAGUGGGAGGAAACCCAUGCAGACACAGAAAGAACGUAUGAUACGCCACAUUGAGCCGGGGACCAUGGAGCUGAGGGCCGGCAGUGCUACCCACCGUGCCACGCUUGAUCUGAACAUACUUAACUAAAAGUUUCCGCAAAAAAAUUAUUAAAGGAAUUAAUCCAAGUGAUGCAUCUCAUGUUAUAUUUGAAAGAUAAAGGUUCAUUCAGGAAAUGUGCCACAUUUUCAUGCUCAUCCAAAAAGUAGUGCUUUACGAUGCCAGGCCUGUGGACAUCAAAUGCACCUAAUGCAACUGAGCUGUUAAUCAGCAACCACUUGUAAAGUGUCUCAGGUAUGUUAUAUGCAAUCAGAGUAGAGACUGAAAAACAUUGGCCUUUCUUGGAAUGACUGUAUCUGUGUAAUCUGUAGUUGUAAACUCAAAUAAAACAUUUACCUUGCUACUAUUA
Molecule: messenger RNA, 2049 nt
Organism: Pangasianodon hypophthalmus (striped catfish)
Lineage: Eukaryota; Metazoa; Chordata; Actinopteri; Siluriformes; Pangasiidae
Gene: sh3bgrl3
Product: SH3 domain binding glutamate-rich protein like 3
Exons: 3
Coding region: 94-372 (92 amino acids)
Cellular component (GO): cytoplasm
Source: RefSeq, a predicted model, not a curated record